Molecule: messenger RNA, 3900 nt
Organism: Varanus komodoensis (Komodo dragon)
Lineage: Eukaryota; Metazoa; Chordata; Lepidosauria; Squamata; Varanidae
Gene: GALNT6
Product: polypeptide N-acetylgalactosaminyltransferase 6
Exons: 10
Coding region: 43-1908 (621 amino acids)
Cellular component (GO): Golgi apparatus
Source: RefSeq, a predicted model, not a curated record
UGUGCCUCUGAUGUAGGAGCCGUUGCUGAAGCAGUGCCCACAAUGAGGCUGCUCCGAAGACACUACGGCCCACUGAAGCUGGCUGUGGUGGGCAUUGUCUUUUUGAUUUUUCUCUUCAUCAUGCAAAGGGACGUGGGCAAUGGGGAACAAAGGGAGGAGCCUUGGCUGAAGAACAUUAAGGACAGGAAGGACCAAAUGAUUGACAUAAUGAUGGGAGCAGUUAACAACAUCCGUGACUCUAUGCCAAAGCUGCAGAUCCGGGCUCCAGUUCAGCAAGAGGCGCCUGUGCAGGACAGCAAGUCCUGUCUGCCGGGAUAUUACACACCUGCGGAAUUAAAGCCCUUCGUGGAGCGCCCACCUCAGGACCCUAAUAGCCCAGGGGCUGAUGGCAAAGCUUUCAAGAAGGACCAGUGGACACAAGAAGAGACCAAGGAGAAAGAGCGGGGCUAUGAGAAGCAUUGUUUCAAUGCCUACGCCAGUGACCGCAUCUCUCUCCAAAGAGCCUUAGGACCAGACACCAGGCCUCCUGAGUGCAUUGAUCAAAAGUUCAAGCGAUGCCCUCCCCUGCCAACCACCAGCGUUGUCAUCGUUUUCCAUAACGAGGCCUGGUCAACUUUACUCCGGACUGUGUUCAGUGUUCUGUACUCCUCCCCAGCUAUAUUGCUAAAGGAAAUUAUUCUGGUGGAUGAUGCCAGCACAGAUGAGUACUUGAAAGACACAUUGGAUGACUAUGUGAAGCAACUGCAGAUAGUGAAGGUUGUCCGGCAGCUGGAGAGGAAGGGUUUAAUAACAGCCCGGUUGCUUGGUGCCAGCGUUGCUACAGGAGACGUGCUCACCUUCUUGGAUGCUCACUGUGAAUGUUUCCAUGGAUGGCUAGAGCCUCUCUUGUCGCGAAUUGCAGAGGAGCCCACUGCUGUGGUCAGCCCUGAUAUCACCACCAUUGACCUGAACACCUUUGAGUUUUCCAAGCCCAUUCAAUACGGGAAGCAGCACAGUCGGGGUAAUUUUGACUGGAGUCUGACUUUUGGCUGGGAGUCCAUCCCUCAACAUGAGAAACAGAGAAGGAAAGAUGAAACAUACCCUAUCAAGACCCCCACAUUUGCUGGUGGCCUCUUCAGCAUUUCCAAGGCCUAUUUUGAACACAUCGGCUCCUAUGAUGACCAGAUGGAGAUCUGGGGAGGGGAAAAUGUGGAGAUGUCCUUCCGGGUUUGGCAGUGUGGGGGGCAGCUGGAGAUCAUUCCAUGUUCCGUGGUCGGCCACGUGUUCCGUUCCAAGAGUCCCCACACUUUCCCAAAAGGAACUCAAGUCAUCUCUAGGAACCAGGUGCGCCUGGCGGAAGUCUGGAUGGAUGACUACAAGGAAAUCUUCUACAGGAGGAACCAGCAGGCUUCUCAGAUGGCUAGAGAGAAAACUUACGGAGACAUCACUGAUCGGCUUAAGCUGAAGGAGCGAUUGCACUGCAAAAACUUCACCUGGUACCUAGAAAAGGUUUAUCCAGAGAUCUUCAUCCCUGACCUUACUCCUGCUUUCUAUGGAGCGAUCCGAAAUGAAGGGGCCAAACAAUGCCUGGAUGUUGGAGAGAACAACCAUGGAGGGAAGCCACUGAUCAUGUACCCCUGCCAUGGGAUGGGGGGCAAUCAGUACUUUGAAUAUACGUCCCAACGAGAUCUGCGGCACAACAUCGGCAAGCAGCUCUGUCUCCGAGCCAAGACAGGGCCCGUUGAGUUGGGAGAAUGCCACUACACAGGGAAGCAUUCCCGUGUGCCAGAAAAUGAGGAAUGGGAACUGACUAAUGAUCACUUGCUUAAAAACCUAGCCUCUAACAAGUGUCUUUCUGCAAGGGGUGAGCAUCCUUCCAUGCAGCUCUGCAACCCUGCAGACCCCCAUCAACUUUGGUACUUCAGCUAAACAGUCCCGCCAAGAGCAGAGCAGCAUGAGCAAAUCUGUUCCCAGAGCCCUCCUGUGGAGGCUUCCAUUUUCUUCUGCUGCUAUCCAAAAUCCAGAGGACAAAUUCAAGGAAGAGAAAAGGACCCGUUCAAAUAAGCUUCAUAAUUACACGCAUGCCUGUAACACCCAUGUGCCUUUUGCCACAGAAUGGUCAAGCAGACACACAGCACACCUUGGUGUAUCUCCUUUGUUUACAGAACAUACUGUAAAAUGCAGUUGCAAGCUGGUAUGCUUGCUCUUUACAAUACCAUGCAUAUUGUCAAUUGAAGCUCCAUAUUGUGAGAUGGACAACAUUGGUGAUUUUAUUCUGCAGUAAAUAGAAAGUGGCCUUUUGUAAGAAGCAGAAUCAAAAGACUUCUGCAAUUCAUAUGUUGUGAGUCAUGUAGGAAAGCAGCACCUUGGCAAAGAAACCAGCUGCAGAACCUUUCAUAAGGAAUGACUUGUCUGCAGGAUAGUUAGAAAAUACCUGAUGCCAAAGAUAAGCUUUGAUUUCUGUUACAUAGGAAUAGCAUACUCGACUUCAGUGGGCUUUGGAAGGAAAGACUGUAUCAUAAAGGCCUUGAGAAGAGGGUCUUUUGUGUUUUCACAGCACUGGCAAAGGCCUUUGUACGGAGAUGCUGGUGGGUUGUAAUAGUUGCUCACUAGGGUCGCCUGCAUUUAAAGUAGCAAACACUGGAGUGCAGUAUUGCUGCGUGACGGAAAUCCUCCUCUCUUUGCACAGUCUGCGAUCAGUGCCUUACCUCAGGCUUUGGGAACUCUCACCGGCACACUGCAGAGAAGUGCUCAUUCCACUGAAGAAGAAAACCCACAUCCUUUAAACAGCUUAACCCUCUACCAAAGAAAAGUGGAACUGGGAAGGGAGCUCACAUCUUGGAUUCCUGCAAAGGAAUUGUGCCAGGUGGCCGUUUGCUGGGCACAUCCUUACGACCCCAGUGCCAGAGACUGGCAGAGCCCUUCAGCCCUUCUGCACUCUGCAGUCCUCAACCAGAAAGCUUCAGCCUGAGCCGAUUCCUCACCCAUCUGUGUGCUUCAUGGGGACCAGCCCAGAUUUUCUGUUCAACAUGCUUUGAUCUCCUGCACUGGGAGAAGGGCCUUGCCUUUCCGUGGGAUACUUCUGUAUCAUCUGUUAUACACUGCAGUACCAUGAGCCAGUCAUGCUGUUAAUGUGCCUUUAAAAAAAGACUAGCAUACGAAGCUGCAUUCCUUGAGGAAAUGGGUGCUGUGAACAAGCCUUGCACAAUCACCUUGGGGAAGAGGAAUUAAGACAAUGCAAAACCAAAGGGGAAAAGAAUGUAAAAGUGCGUGUGUUUAUACACAAACACCCACCAGGGGCUGGAUAACUGUGGCUGGAUAUUGCUAGUUACAGCUGCUUGCUGGAGCAAAUCUUGUUCCCGUGAUUUGUCCUUAUGCUAAUAAGACAAUAUUUAGUUAUACUUUAUCUCUGGAUUUCAGUGGAAAGGUUUUUUGUUUUGGGUUUUGUUUUGUUUUUUUAAGACAAGGUUGGGAAUGCUGUUCUUAUUCACGAAGUAGCAGUUUUCUUGUGACUAUGAACCUUAGUACCUCUUGUUACCUUUAGCAGAUUAGCAAUUGCACUGCCAAUUUAAUGCAAAACACAGAGGAAGCAGAAGGAAAAAUAUGUGUUCUGGACUUGUAAAACCUGGCUGUUUAAGGGCACACUACACUUUAAAAGCUGACUACUUGAUAUACAGGAUGAAAUUUCCUGUCCAUGGGAAGUUCCUCUUACUCUCCUCUAAAGUGCACUGCUGGUUCUGUAUAAUCGUUAGCUUCUUUGAAGAAUGGAUUAUGUAAAAGAGCGAAGGUGUGGACUCUUUCUAGUUUUUGAAUGAGGAAGGUUGCAUUAGUGUUCCCAAGUCGUUGUGUUCAUUUCCAGGAAGGCUGCAGAUGGAAUGGAAGGGCCUGUCUUGGUAAUCCUGAUUAGGAAAAUAAAACUGA